CUUCACCGCUCUCAAUGAAUUUGCUGUAAUCCAGAAGCUCUCCAUACGCUCUCCACACGCUCUCCACAUUCUUAGCCUCCUCGCCACUCGCUCUUCCUCAUUCUCUCUCUCGCCGUCUUCGUUUCCCCUCUUGCGACUCCCCCACCCAUCGCCAUGGCCGCCGCAGCUAUGACCAGCAUUGUGCCUGUGGCAUCCAUUGCCCCCGUCUCCAAGGUCGCCAACGUGCGCCCCUCGUCGGUGUCCGUGGCGAAGGCUUUCGGUUUGAAGAGCAGGAGCAUGGGCCGCCUUACCUGCAUGGCCACCUACAAGGUCACCUUCCUGGACGGGGAGACUGGAGCGGAAAAUGUCGUCGAAUGCUCUGACGAGGAGUACGUGCUGGAUGCCGCUGAAAGGGCCGGAAUGGACCUGCCUUACUCCUGCCGUGCCGGAGCUUGCUCCUCUUGCGCCGGUAUAAUCAAGGCCGGAGAGGUUGACCAGAGUGACCAGAGUUUUUUGGAUGACUCUCAGAUUGAUGAUGGUUUCGUGCUGACCUGCGUGGCUUACCCAGUCAGCGACUGCACCAUCCUCACCCACCAGGAGGAGAACAUGUAGAGGACUCAGGGGUAUGGUUUGAGGAGACGAGGCGUUGUAGAGUAAUUACAUUAAUCACAUUUUUGUUUUCUAACAUCUUCAUGGUGUAAGUGGACCCCCAAUAAACCAAGUUUUGAAUUGAUGAUUGACGAA
This is a messenger RNA of Physcomitrium patens, 723 nucleotides long. NCBI's taxonomy places the organism in Eukaryota, Viridiplantae, Streptophyta, Bryopsida, Funariales, Funariaceae. The record is from RefSeq and is a predicted model, not a curated record.